Molecule: messenger RNA, 585 nt
Organism: Phaethon lepturus (White-tailed tropicbird)
Lineage: Eukaryota; Metazoa; Chordata; Aves; Phaethontiformes; Phaethontidae
Gene: ARL14
Product: ADP-ribosylation factor-like 14
Exons: 1
Coding region: 1-585 (194 amino acids)
Biological process (GO): vesicle-mediated transport; intracellular protein transport
Cellular component (GO): cytoplasm
Molecular function (GO): GTP binding; GTPase activity
Source: RefSeq, a predicted model, not a curated record
AUGGGCCUCCACAACACCAAACACUCCAAAGUCAAGCAAGCUAAUAUACUGAUGUUAGGGCUUGAUUCUGCGGGAAAAUCGACACUGUUGUACAAGUUCAAGUAUAACGAUGUUUUUCUAACAAUUCCAACAAUUGGCUUUAAUGUUGAUAUGAUUGAAACCAGGAAAGAUUUUACAUUGACCUUGUGGGAUGUUGGAGGACAAGAGAAAAUGAGACAGGUUUGGUGCGAUUUCCUGGAAGACACAGACGGAUUGCUGUAUGUUGUGGACAGCUCUGAUAAGCAACGUCUGGAGGAAUCAAAGAAAGAAUUUGAACUCAUUUUAAAGAAUGAAUUUAUAAAAAACGUACCAGUCAUCAUGCUAGCGAACAAGCAGGAUUUGCACGGAGCUUUGAACGCUGAGGAAAUUACCAGGAGAUUCAACAUGAAGAAGUACUGCAGUGACAGAAACUGGUACGUACAGCCCUGUUGUGCUCUCACAGGAGAAGGUUUGUCAGAAGCUCUGCAAACACUAACCACAUUUGCAAAACACUACAGCAGGUCAAAGGAGACUUCUACAAUCUUUAAGGAAACCAAAACACAGUAA